CGCAAGAAAAUCACAAAGGCCUCGUGCGAGCGAAGACGGCGGCCCGGAAUCCUUGUCCGCGACUCCGCGUGAUCCUGUCCGAAACCGGACCGGUUGCCCCGCGCUGGUCGUAACGGAUUCCUCCAUACAUAAAUAGCGUACAGCAUUUCGCUUUUUGACAUUCCGUCUCCCUCAGAUCCUCCUCCUCCUCGUACAGCCGGGACAAUCUUUCAGGGAGGAUCCCCUCGCCCCCAAAAGAUCAUCCUUUUCUUCUGGGGUCGGUACCUUUCCCUUUUGAUUCUCUGACUCUGCUGCACAAAUCCACCCCAACCCCCCCCCCCCCCCAACAAAAAGAAACACAUCAUGGUUCAGGGAAAGCUCGAAGUUCUUCUCAUCAGCGCUAAGGGUCUCGAGAACACAGAUUUCCUCUGUAACAUGGACCCUUACGUCAUUCUUACUUGCCGUACUCAGGAGAAGAAGAGCAGCAUUGCAUCAGGGAAAGGGGCUGAACCCGAGUGGAACGAGACUUUCGUAUUCACAGUAUCUGGUAGUGUAUCAGAACUGAACAUGAAAAUUAUGGACAGCGACAGUGGCACAUCCGAUGAUCUUGUUGGGGAAGCAACCAUACCUUUGGAGCCACUAUUUGAGGAAGGAAGCCUCCCGGCUACAUCCUACAAUGUGGUCAAGAACGACGAGUUUUGCGGGGAGAUCAGAGUCAGCCUCACCUUCACCCCGGAGGAACGAUAUGACCGAGGUCUCCCGGAGGAGAGCUUUGGGGGAUGGAAGCAGUCCUCAUUCGAAUAAGUCAGGGUCUACAUCUGGAACAUGAUGAAUAAGUAUUUACUCCCUGGUGUUAUCGGUUAAUGUUGAUUGAUUUCAAAUAUCGAAGAGCAGGAAACUCGCAGAGGCUUGAGAAUUUGAUUUUUGUUUUUGGUGUGUAUUUCGGGGGGGCCUUACUUGUGGUAUUUUGUGAUAAUGCUACAUCAUAAUCGAGUGUUCCAUGUUUGUGGUCUCUGGUUUGUCAUAUGUUUUGGAGUUUGAGAAUUUGAUGAUGUCUGCUUCCUGUCUUGCUACGAGUCACCUGUUACUUGUUUUUGUGGUUCCGAUGGAAAUAUAGUUCUGGUCUGCGGCUCGUGGCUUUAAUUUC
Punica granatum (pomegranate) is the source of this 1126-nucleotide messenger RNA. The record is from RefSeq and is a predicted model, not a curated record. Lineage: Eukaryota; Viridiplantae; Streptophyta; Magnoliopsida; Myrtales; Lythraceae.